Dacryopinax primogenitus is the source of this 3216-nucleotide messenger RNA. RefSeq names its product ERG4/ERG24 ergosterol biosynthesis protein. Gene Ontology annotation, biological process: ergosterol biosynthetic process. Gene Ontology annotation, cellular component: endoplasmic reticulum membrane. Bases 67 to 1548 code for a protein of 493 amino acids. Lineage: Eukaryota; Fungi; Basidiomycota; Dacrymycetes; Dacrymycetales; Dacrymycetaceae. The record is from RefSeq and is a predicted model, not a curated record. Gene Ontology annotation, molecular function: Delta24(24-1) sterol reductase activity. The transcript has 14 exons.
CGAAGGUCAUCUUGACCUGUGUUUCCCCCAUUCUCCCUCUCUGCUCUUAUCCCGUUCUCAAAAGACAUGCCCCACGACGGUGGCCCCGAGAAAGCCAACGGCGAUGAUGCCUCAAGCAUUCGCCAGCGCAAGAACCCUAUCCUCUCUGGAGACUCCAAGGCACUAAUCGUCAACGAGGGUCACAUCGUGUUCAGCGAGCAUGGUAGGAAAAUGGACAAGAAACUGGAUUCUCACCAGACCUGGGAGUUCGGUGGUCCAACUGGUGUCACGGCAAUGAUCGUUGGCUUCCCCAUCCUAAUGUACUAUCUAUGGAUCUGCUUGUGGUUUUAUAACGGCCAACUUGUCCAUCCGAAGUCUAUCGAUGACAUUAUGCCCUUCUUCGAUCGUAUGUGGCAGCACAUCAAGCAGGAUGCUGCCCCGACACCGUACACGUUCGCCAUCUACACCAGCCUAAUGGCCAUACAGCUCUUGCUUGCAUUCAUCAUGCCCGGCUACAAACAGGAGGGUCUCCCUGUUCCCUCACUCAACUAUAAGACUUUAACGUACAACUGCAAUGCUCUGGCCUCUUGGUACGCCACCCUCGCCAUCGCGGCCGGCCUUCAUCUCAGUGGUGUUUUCCGCCUCACCGAGAUCAUUGACAACUUCGGGUCGCUCAUGACCGUAUCGAUGAUCUGGGCGAAUGUUGUCUCGACCUACAUGUACGUUUCGACCAUCGCCCGAGGCGAACAACUCCGCAUGUCAGGCAACACCAUCUACGACUUUUUCAUGGGUGCCUGCUUGAAUCCACGUAUCGGCUCCGUAGAUUUGAAGAUGUGGGCAGAGGUUCGCAUCCCUUGGGUGCUUCUCUUCUUGAUCUCCAUCUCGGGUGCUUGCAAGCAAUACGAAACAUAUGGAUACAUUACACCGAACAUGGCUUUCAUGGUUCUCGCCACCGGCUUGUACAUCAAUGCUUGCGCGAAAGGCGAAGAAUGUAUCCCCCAAACCUGGGAUAUGUUCCACGAGAAGUGGGGAUGGAUGAUCAUCUUUUGGAACUUUUCCGGAGUUCCUUUCACCUACUGCUACUCUAUCGUGUAUAUGGCCGCCAACGACCCCAAGAAGUAUGAGUUCUCUACCCCAACAUACAUCGCUCUCUAUACCACGCUGCUAUGUGCAUACUACGUGUUUGACUCGUCGAUGUCGCAGAAGAGCCGUUUCCGCAUGCAAAUGCAGGGAACUUACCAAUAUCGCUGGACCUUCCCCCAGCUUCCCUGGGGCACCCUGGACAAUCCUCAGUACAUCCAAACUGAGCAUGGUAACCGCCUCCUGAUCAGUGGAUGGUGGGCCUUUGCCCGCAAGCCUAACUAUACUGCGGAUUGGAUCCAGAGUCUGACUUGGGGGUUAUGCAUUGGGGCUGCCUCACCCAUUCCAUAUUUCUAUCCAUUAUUCUUCAUGGCGGUUCUAAUCCACCGCUGUGGUCGUGACUUUGAGAGAUGCGAGCGGAAAUAUGGCAAAGACUGGGACAAGUACUGUUCCAUCGUCAAGUGGCGAUUCAUUCCGGGAAUCUACUAAAUUGCCAGGGUAUCUGCCAUAUAAUAGAAGUGCAUACCUCCUCCCCAACUGGGAGAGAACAGACUUUUACCAAUAACAUAAUAGGCCUCCACUAUUCAAAUGGCAUAUUCUCCGCAUCGAGAGAGAGAGUUGCCCAGUUAGACCGCAGUUGUCCGACGAAAUCGCGCUCCUCCCGAGCAAAGGUCUGCGUGGCCAAGCUGACCAAUGCGUUCUCUCGGUUAUGCAACACAACACGCAACUCAUGCCACAUGCAGUGGCGGAUAAACACUCUUCUGGCGAGCUGAGCAGAAAUGGUGGCUUGAUCAUGCUCGAUGCUACCCAAAAUCUUGUCGGCUUCAGUUUCCCAGCCGUCUUUCUGGACAGCUUUGACCUGUUCGAGUUUCUUUGAGCUCAUAUCAACGUGCUUCCGCAGUUUUUCCACUUGAUCGACGGACAAACGAUCAUGUCGUAUAAAGAGAUCGCGAACGGCAAGAUAUAGAUCACGUUCCAUUUUCAAUGACUCGAGAGUUGUUAACAUUAAACUCCGCGCACGUUGUUCAACAGCAUCAGCUUGUGUUUGCAAGGAUGCCGACACUUGAGCCAAGCCACUCCGAACACCCACGCAUAGGUCACAACCAUCGUGGUCAUGGGGGCUUCUCCAGCAGGUAUGAUUCACCUCUGUCAGAGUAUUCAGGGUCAUGGUGAGCCUGGACAAGUCGGCAGCCGCGCCUUCUCGUCGCUUCACAAGACGCUCCGUCGUUGCACAAAUCCGAUUCCACUGCUCAAUUAACGCUGGAAUUUUAUUUCGGACAAUGCUGAGCUUCUCUUCCAGGUCGCUUGGUAUGCUCAUUUCCUCCACAGCGUCGACUCGCUUUGAAUAGGAUUCUUCGUCCAAGGAGAUGGAACUGUGCUUUCGCCACGCCUCGAACGAUGGCUCUGUCAGAAACACUGCAACGAGGCCAUCUUCUUUCAAAACCGGGUGAUUCGCAAUGAAAUUAAUGAAGCGGGUAAGGCCCUUGCGGCGCUGCUCAAGGAAUGCAUCGUCGGGCCCUAUCCGCUUCGGAGGGAGGCUGCUGAUGAUUCGAAACGGGUAUCUCCGCAACAGGCAGUCGUACAAGAACACAAACUCAGAGUAUCGGCGUGUGACGGGAGCGCCUCUGUCUGAUUGGAUCUGAUACACCAAGUAGCGAUUGAGAAUGAAGCCUUGCUUUUCUGGCACGAGGGUGACGAUUAUAUUCUCCUGCUUCUUCCACCACUCCCUGGGCAACCCGGGACCGCUGACCGUGCUCGCCCCACCUGUUGCAAUGCCGCCAAGCGCAGUGGGAGAGGCGGAAGUUGCGUCUUGUUGUCUGUUGGAUACACUCCAUGGAUCCGUCUCAGAAUAGGCGGGGGCGGGCACUGACGUUGGCGACAUCGGUACGAUCGAAGACAAUUGAAGCGAAGGUGAUGGUAGAGCAGACUGGACUGCCAGGGCAGCAACUUGCUCAAUCGAUACGUCCUUUCCUUGCUGAGCAAGCCCAACCAAGGCAAGAGCAACGAAAAACUCGAGCUUUGAUACACGAGGACGCGAAGAAACGAGAUUGACUAUCCUUUCAAUAGUCGCAGCCGGAAGAUGAGACGUAGAUAACACUCUGUGCAAUGAAUUUAGUGAAACGUCGCCAGUUCCAGUAGGGUCUGCCGAAGCCAGUG